Molecule: messenger RNA, 1325 nt
Organism: Tigriopus californicus
Lineage: Eukaryota; Metazoa; Arthropoda; Copepoda; Harpacticoida; Harpacticidae
Exons: 2
Coding region: 196-1122 (308 amino acids)
Source: RefSeq, a predicted model, not a curated record
GAGGAGGAGGAGGAUGACCCCCUUAGGCCUAGGCCUGCCAACUAUCACCAUGAAGAUGAGUCGGGUAUGUGUUGGUUCGUGGGCCCGGAUUCGAUAUCGGCUAUAAAAAGAAACGGGCUCUCCGGAUUGAUCACAGUUUCACGGAGAAGAUUCACGAGCUAACAACGUGAUUGUCUCCUUGGUCUGAUCAGCAUCAUGAAGUUAUCCCUCUUCCUCAUUUUCUGCCUGGGGCUCAUCACUCUCUUGAGCUUGACUCCUGAGAGUGAGGCUGCGACCCGCCGUCAGCUUCGCAGAGGUCGAGCUGGUCUCAGACGUGUGCAAGGUAGAUCGCAAUCAGUUUCUCCCCGAAGGUCACACCCGUAUCCUCUCCAAUAUGCCGCUCAACGAUCCGUCCAUCGACCCGCCAGACUUGGCAAGUCAGUUCGCAGAACCAAUAAGUCUGGUCGCCGUGGAAAGGCCGUCCGAAGACGGCAGAAAUCCCGCCGAAAUGGCCUUCGUCGCAAGCAGACACCUACUUACCGACCAAGAAGUCGAACCGGCAAGAAGACCAAGCCCAUGGCCAGGCGUCAAUCUCGUCGCUAUCAGAAGAGAGUCCAGUCCUCUUACCGAAAAGCUGGUAGACGCUCUCGCGGUCGCAAGCAACGCCGAGGCCGCAAGGCUCUCCAAAAGUACUUCCGCCGCCGUUACCGUAGUGGUCGUCAAGAAGGUGAAGUGGUUGAGGAGGUAGAACCCAUUGCACCCACUAAUGCCGAGGAGGCUGAGGAGACCAUUGAGGCCAUGGAUGAAGCCGUUGAAGACCCUGAGAUGCAAAACGAAGUGGAUGCCAACGGUGACGGUAUUCCUGACUGGUGCAACCCCAUCAAACCUAUGGGCGCUUGGUUGAACUUCCGCAAGAUGAAGCUCUGGUGUGCUGACCGCGGAUUCACCAAGUUUGGUCCCUAUGGUGGGGUUCCCACCGAGGCUCCUGAAACCACUGCCGAUGGCGAAGAUGCCGAUGGUAGUGAUUUGAUGGAGGGAGAGGAGGAUGCCAUGGAUUAUCUCGAUUAUGAGAUGGAGGCUGAGGAUCCUGAAGCUGAUCAGGCAGCUCUUGAGGAAGGAGGUGACGAGGAUGUUGACUACUAACCAGUAGCGGAUCAAACACCCGCUCUCACUCCCCAAGCUUUAAGUUUCGAAUAAGCGAUGAUUUGCCAAUGAUAUUUCGCCAAUUCAAAUAAUUCGACCAUUUCUUCUUUAAACAGCGACCACGUCUAUGAUGCGAUUUCCCCUAUUGUUGCACAAAUCAGCGAAUAACAUUCUGACAAUAAAACUCCUCUUCAAAAGGAAAA